Messenger RNA from Asparagus officinalis (garden asparagus), 3433 nucleotides. RefSeq names its product myosin heavy chain, clone 203-like. The record is from RefSeq and is a predicted model, not a curated record. NCBI's taxonomy places the organism in Eukaryota, Viridiplantae, Streptophyta, Magnoliopsida, Asparagales, Asparagaceae. The transcript has 4 exons. Bases 471 to 3041 code for a protein of 856 amino acids.
AGUGGGACCCACGUCUCAGUUUUGGCGGGAACUGCGUGUAAAAGGUCGGCGUGACACCGCGACGUGCGACCGACUAACGGGCGGUAGCUUAACCGGGGGAGGUGACCGUACCGCAACAAGAUCCCUUCUGAAUCUCGGUGCCUUCUUCUGUCCUCCCCCUGACCCCGAAUUCAUCGCGUCCAGACCACGGACAACGCGGCAGUCUGAGACAAACAGCGAAUCACCAAGUGGCAUCCUCGUAAAUAAAUCAACAUGAAAAGGGCAAAUACAUCGCAUUAGAUUCCAAAAAUAUAAUCCUUGUGUGGCCUCCCCCUCCCCCUCCUCUCUCCUCCACCCAGAACCUCCCAGCAAAACUUUAACCGCUCCAGAUCUUUGAUUCUCUGAAGAUUGAAACGGAUGCAGAGAGGAAUUCAGAAACUUUCAUUUAGAUGAAGGUUUAAAAGAAGCUUCGUCGAAUAUAGUUCGUUGAGAUGAAGAAAAAACACAGAUUAGAUAAACUCUUGCAUUCAGUCUUUGGCAACCACAGUGAUGACGAGAAUUCUGAAGCUCUGCCAAAUAGGGAAGAAAUUGAUAAGAAUGUGGAGAAAAUACUAAAGAUGCUACAGACUCAAGAGAGUGGUUCAAUUUCAUCUGAGAGUUCAUUCGACAAGUUUGAACUAGCUUCUCUUAUUGAUGGUUUUCACAAAAGGUACCAAGUUGUCCAGUGCCGCUAUGAUCAAUUGAUCGGGAAACUAAAGAAAGAAAUUCGUUCAGAAAGCAAUGACAAUGGAAGCUUUUCAGUUGACUUCACCUCAUCUGAUUCAGAAGAUUCAGAUUCAGGAUCAGAGGAGCUUUCUGAUAAAGGGAAGCUUGAGAAUAUGAAGAUGAAAAAUGUUGAGCUUGAGACUAUGAUUAUUGAGAUGAGUGCAAAGCUUAAAGCGGAAAACACUUCAGCAGCUGAAUUAACUGAACAUGCUAAGCUCUUGCGAGCUGAAAUGGAUCUUCUGAGAACUGAAUUAGAGGCUUCACGGAAGAAGGAAGAAGAUAUGAAUCAAAAGGCACAAAAUUUAUACGAGGAAAAUGACUCUCUGAGAUCAGAAAAUGCUGAAGCUUUUUGCAAGAUUCAUGAGGCAAACAAAUCAUUAAAAGAGUUUCAAUUUGAACUCAAUCACAUAAAAUAUGAAAUGGAUAGAGUUAAGUCUGAAAAUAAUACCUUGAAGGAGGAUUUGGAAAGAACAUCGAAUGAAGUUGCUAGUUUAAACCAGCAACUGAUAUCUACAAAUGAAGAAAAAGAAGCUUUGAGAUCGGGGAACUUUGAAUUUUUGAGGAGGAUAGAGGAGGCAGAGAAAGCUUUAGCAGCUCUCAGAGACGACGCUGACCAGAAGCUUAAAUUAGUUGAAGAGUUGACAUCACAGAAUACUCAUUUGACUUCUGAGAAUGAGGAACUGAAGCAUAGGCUGGAUUCAGAUCUUACAGACAAAAUACAGCCGGCUGAAAAGGCAAUUGAUGAUCUUAAAGCUGGGGGAGAACAGCAAGGAAAUGAUACAUCUCAGCUGCAAGAAAAAAGCAAUGAUCUGACUCUUGAAUUGGAAGUAAUCAAUUUCCAGCUGCAUGAUUUAAACAGAGAACUUAGUGCUGCAAAGGAGGAAAAGAAUGCAUGGUCUUUGGAAGUUUCUGAGAUUCUAACCAAGUUAAAGCAAUCAGAGAGUAAACGGGAAGAGCUUGAAAAUGAGAGAGCACACUUGAGAGAGAAAAUUUCCACAUUGCAUCAGUAUCAGAGUAAGGUUCAGGAGGCUGAGAAGAUCAUAGAUGAUCUCAAGGGCAAAGUGGAGCAGCUUACAGCUGAUAAUUCUCAAUUGAAGACUAAUGUUGGUGAUCUGAGUGUUGAGCUUGAAGCAUCCAAGCUCCAGUUGAUUGAUACAAAUAAAACUGAAAUGCGAAACUUAGAAGUAAGCAGCCUACAGCAAGCAGAAACAGAAGUGAGAAACUUAGAAAAUGAUGAGAUACUAAUGGCUGAGGUGAAUUCUAUGCUACAUAGAAGCUUGCAUGAGGCUGAGCUUAAUGAUUUAAGCCUUGAAAUGGAAGCAGUCACUCCCCAGUUAAUUGAUCUAAACAAAGUAACUGAAGCCUCAGAGGAAGAAAAUACUUCGUUGACCUCAGAAAUUGAAACACUGAAGGUUGAAUUAGGAAAGCUGCAAGAAGCGAAUGCCAUUCUUGAGCAAAAGCAAAAGGAGCUUCGGCAUCAGAAAAUUCAUCUGGAAGAAAAACUAGGGGAGAAGGAGAAAGAGAGAAGCGAUCUCCAAGAAAGUUACAAGGAUGUCUUAAAGAAACUUGAACUCACCAUAAAAGAGAAGGCAGAUAAAGAGAGAGAAAACACAAAACUGUACAAAAGAGCCGAGAAUUUCGAAGUUCAGCUCCGCUUGUCUAACCAAAUGAUUAAGAUCACAGAAACAGAAUGCAAUGAGAAAAUAGAAGAGUAUAAACAAGCAAUGGAAGAAAUGGUAGAAGAUCGCAAAGAAAUGGAAGAUCAUAUGCUGAAAAUAUGUAUAAAGAUGAAUCACUUGGAAAACGAGCUCAGGCACUUCAAAGGAUUUGCAGAGUAUGGGAUUCCAGAUUUAAUCAGACGAUACAAUGAGCUCGAUUCUGCUUUCGUAAUUAACAGCAGUGACACCUUAAAGAAGAUACAUAUGUUUAGUGAAGAGAUAAAGGUAAUGAAGAAGUGGGUCAUAGAGAUGAAGAAUGAGAAACAAGAGCUUUUAGUUAGGGUGAAGUACCAAGAAGGGAUUAUCACUAUAAUGAAAGAUGAAAUGGAGAGCAUUGUCGAUAAGUUAGUUAAUAAGGAGAAAGAGGUAUCUAUCCUCAGAGCACAUGUAAUUGAGUCUGAGGAGAGGAUGAAAGUGUUAGAGGAGAUGCUGAGGGAUAGGAAAAAGGAGGAAUUAGAUAAAGAUGAAGCAAAAAGAGAGGCUAUAAGGCAAUUGUGUCUGCUGAUUGAUUAUCACCGUGAAAACAACGAUCAUCUCUGCAAAUACCUCUCAUCGGUGCUCAAAAGUAAAAGGCGGUGAGCUUCAUUUUUGUUACUCAUCUCUUACUUCAACUUCGUUCCAUGUUUGUAUUCGACGUGUACAGAAGGACGGAGAGACUCGUCUCUAUUAGAUAAGCCUGGAAGCUGUGAGCUCCAAUAAGCUUCUGUAUCUGAGUUUGUUUAUAACUGUAAUUUGCUAAUAAUUAGAUUGUGGGUAUUAUAGAAAGUAUAGCAAUUUGUUGAGUCAAAGGUUACACUGGGAAGUUUCAUUUUCAUCAGUAUCUGAGGAUGGGCAGCUUGUUGCAUUGUAUAUUAACAGAACAAAAAUAUAUAUCAGGUGAUGGUUCCAGACAUAGGAGGAAAUUUUAGUGCCUCCUGGUUAUGUAUUUUGUAUGCCUUGAAAUGAUGCAGAACAAUGUUUUUCUUUGUUUA